Daphnia magna is the source of this 2439-nucleotide messenger RNA. RefSeq lists its product as uncharacterized. The transcript has 6 exons. The record is from RefSeq and is a predicted model, not a curated record. Lineage: Eukaryota; Metazoa; Arthropoda; Branchiopoda; Diplostraca; Daphniidae. Bases 781 to 1776 code for a protein of 331 amino acids.
AUACUUUACUAUACUAUACUGCACAAAAAAACCAGUAGUAAUAUGAAUUUAAAUAUACAAAUGUAGUAAAUGAGGUAGCUUAGUGGUAAAGCACUGGAUUACUGUGAGAGAGACUAUAGGUUCAAAUCUUACUUUAUCAUUUUUAUCAUACAUAAAUUUUUAUUUAAAUAAUUGAGUAAUUGAGUUUUCAUUUGGUGGUGUAUACGUUCAUAAUAACAGUCUGGUUUCAAGUAUGGAUAUCAACGGAUCUAUUUUUCUGACCUCGUCAAGUGAAUUUAUCAAAAGUUACAGUGAAAUGUUUGAAAACUUUAUGAUGGGAGGAAAUUGGAUGUGUUGAAUAUAUAUACGAACCAUUUUCUACCCCGAAGGACUGCCAUCUAGCGAUUUACAAUUUUUGGCAUGGAGGAAAACUACACACCCGCAAGAGGCUCUCCCAUCGGGUGGAAAAAAACAUGGUUACUCAAACGCCCGGUCAUUUGGUUGUUAGACUUGAUGGUGUGUGGUAUAUAAUUUUUAAUACGGAUAACUUAUAUUGGUAAAUAUUUUAUUUUUACUAUACUUAAUAUACCCACCCAAAUUUCCUGUUUUCCUCGCUUUGCUCGGCCUUUGUCCCGCUUAGUUUCUUUAGUAGUAUAACUAGGGGCCCUCACUCCGUUCUGGAAGUUCCCGAUAGGGUACAGCCUGGACGCCAAUUCGCCACACAGAAACCCGGAAACCAUUUGCUCUUCCGGAAAAACUGACGACUGAGGCUAAGGACUUGGACUUUCAUUGGGCCACAAAAUGAAACUGCUAAAUUACGUUAAAACAAUCAAACAACUUCAAGAGCAAGAGGAAUUGGCCAAUGUUGUCAUUGUUGAUCCCGGACCGAUUUUAGAAAUUGAGGCAGUUGUUAACGAAAAUCAAUUAUUAGACAUAGUUGUGCCUGCUGAACCUUCAAACAACAACGGAACCUCCAACAGAGAUGUUAACGUCAUCGAAAUUUUAAACGAAACUGACGAAGGAAAUAUGAUUGUUGGAGCCUAUAUGGAACGCCUUGAGGCUUUCAUUACCGAAGACGAGAGGAUAACAAUUGUCCAGAUCCUUGUGAACAACUUGGUGACAAAGAAUGGCAAACUUGAUUUGUUUCCACCAAGAGAACAAAGAAGAAAUCUUGGAGAAGCCAUUGUAUGGGCUUUUCCUUGCUUAGGGUUCCAUGUAGAUGGCAAAGUUUACUCCAGCCAUUUUUAUAAUCAGUCUACUGGGUCUGGGUUCAUUAAAGCAAGACUAAAAAGAUUGAGGGAGUCAAAUAGAGACGAGCGGCGCCGGAAUAGACCACUUCAAGAUCCCUUAAAUCCAGUAUUCAAAAAAGCUCGCAUCAUUAAACGGCCAAAUAUGAAGAUAAAUGGCUACAUUUUUAACGAGGUUGAAUGCAGGUUUAAGGUUGAAUGGAUGAAAAGUCAUCCUCCUGGAGGAGAAAAUGACUCUGUCAUCGAAGAAUAUAUGAAAGCGACCUUCGGUUAUCGACAGAAACAAAUUAGAACCAGUUUGACUGAGCCAGGUCUCGUCAUGGCGGAAUACCCUGGGUUUAAGGACUUCCAGAAUGGAUCGCUGUUUUUUUCAGAUUUCAAGCUACUCUAUCCAGAAGCUAAGGAUUUUGAUAAAUCUUUCAAAGAGAAAUACUUAAACGAAAUCUUUCUUUUGGCAAAUCGUAAAAGCGUCGAUAUCCCUGAGUCUCCUGAUGGUAAACAAACUUUUAUAUUCAUUUGUCCCCUGCCAUGUACGUGGAGCUUAAACUAACUCCGAGCAUCACCAAACUUCGCAAAAUUAAUUUAAAAUUAGUCUUUGAAAGAUUAAUAGUUUUCGUAAAGGAGAAUGCGGACUUGAUUUCCCUGAGCGAAACUCGAGAGGCACAUUUGAAACAACCGUUUAUCUGCUUCAUGGGCAACAUUGAAAAUCCAAUCAAUUAUUGGCUAGUAAUUGAUCGGAAAAUCGUCCCCUGUGGAAAAGAUUUCGCCGAGGCAUGUAUAAAUUUGUUUUCGUCUUUUUAUAUCCUAAAUUUAAAUUAUCCACAAUAUUUGGCAGGGUUUAAUGGUUUUUUGAAGAAUGUGUUUUUGAAAUCAAAGUUUCCUCUCCCUCUGUUACGGCAUUCCGUGCUUCCCUUGAAUCGUUACGUACUUUAGCCAUUUAGCCUUGAGUUUUGUUUACUGAUGGCUGUUAGCAAAAUCAUUCUCCAAUGUGAUGGCGCCCGCAUUUGCGAAUGAUUUUGUCAACUCUUUCAUCGAGUUUAUAAUCCCUUACCCUUGGAAGUAAUCAUGCAUAUACAUGUUCUGGGUUAAAAGUUAUUAUUAAGAAUGUUGCAUUGUUUUUUAUUUUAGUUGAUCAUUGUUUAGCACGUGCUUUAAUCGCUUUAAUCUGUCUUUCUUAUAUUUUGACGUGUUCUCAAUACAGAUUACUUGAGUA